This is a messenger RNA of Rhizophagus irregularis DAOM 181602=DAOM 197198, 4380 nucleotides long. Lineage: Eukaryota; Fungi; Glomeromycota; Glomeromycetes; Glomerales; Glomeraceae. The record is from RefSeq and is a predicted model, not a curated record.
AUUAAAAAAAAAAAAUGGAAGAAACAUUUGAAAGAAUUCGGGGUCAAAUUAAUUCCAAACUUGAUAAUCAAAAACAAAUAUCAAUAACAUUAUUAGCAAUAGAAGAAACGAUAAAAGAACAAGAUAGUCCGUUAAAUGCCACGUCAUAUUUUGGCGCUUUACUUAUAACAUUAGAACAACAACUUGUUAAAAAACAACAAUUGUUACAACAACAGCCACCACCAACAACAACAACAACUAAAACAACAACAACUACUACUACUACAACUUUAGUAGAAGAAAAUAAUAAUAUAAUUGGAUCAAUAUUAUAUUUAUUAAAUAUUGUAUUAAAAGAAUUACCAGCGAAUAUAUUAAAAAAUAAAUAUUUUACUAUAUUAACAAUAUUUUCUACAUCAUUUGAAAAUAUAGAAAAUAAUAAUGAUUCAUUGAUUUUAAGAAGUAUAGUAGGAUGUUUAGAAACUUUAUUAUCCGUACAAGAUGAUAUAAAUGUUUGGCAACAAUUUCAAACCAAAAAAAUUUUUCAAAAUUUAUUAAUAUUAUCUAUUGAUAAUAGACCUAAACCAAGAAAAAAAGUUCAUGAUAGUAUAAAAAAAAUUUUAUUUUCAAUCUCUAAAAAUAAUGAUGAAAAAUCAUUAGGAAAAUUUAAACAUCCUGCUAUUGAUAUGACAGUAGAAUUUUGUAUGAAAAUACUUAAAGAUUAUAUUAAAACUGAUCAAACAUCAGUUUUACAUAUUUUAAGUUUAUUAAAAGGAAUUAUUGGUAUAUGGACAACAGAAAAUCUUUAUUCAUUAUGUGAAAUAUUAAUCAAUAUACCAAAAUAUAAUCAAAAAUAUUUAACUGUAUCAUCAUUUCAAUUAUUUGAAAUAUUAUUUCAAAAUAAUUCAAAAGGUUUUAUCCUUGAAGAAGGAAACGAGGGAGGAAAUGGGGGAGGAAACGUACAACUGCAACAAUUGCAAUUGCGACAACAAGUACAACAACGACAACAACAUCGAUUUAAAGAAUUGUUGAUUUCAUUGACGGAUUUAAUGCCAAAUAUAAAAGAUGUACAACUUUUACCACAAUGGUUAAUGAUUAUAGCAAGAGGGUUUCCUAUAUAUGUAGAAUGUAAUAAAAAUGAGAGUGAAAUGAUGUUACAAGAAUUUUUCAUCAAAAUUUUUGGAAUUUUAGAAAGUGAUAAUUCUGAUAUUAUAGUAUCAGCUACUGUAUGUCUUUGUGAACUUGUUUCUUCAGGAAUUACAGAUAAUAUGAUUCAAAAAGAAUUAAAUUAUAUUAAAUCAAAUCAUCAAGUUCAACGAGAAAGUUGUUUAAAUAUUAUAAUUUCAACUUUAGAAAAUAGUUUUACUUUUAAAUAUCAAAAUGCAUGGCCAGGAAUUUUUGAAAUUAUUAAAGAAUUAUUUGAAAGAUUUCAUAAAUCUUCAUAUCCAUUAUUAAAUAAUUUAUUAAAAAUUGUAACAGAUAUUAGAAUGGAUAAAACUUUUGAAUUUAAAGAAGAAGCGGAUAUGGUUAUAGGAUCAGCUAUAGAAAAUAUGGGACCAAAAUAUCUUUUAAAUAUAAUUCCAUUAAAUUUAGAAAUUAAUAAUAAUAAUAAUAAUAAUAAUAAUAUUGGUAGAGCUUGGUUAUUACCUUUACUUAAAGAUCAUAUUAUAAAUUCGGAAUUAGGAUAUUUCUUAAAAGAAUUUAUACCUUUAAGUAAAAGAUUACAACAAAAAUCUUUAGAAUUUCAAAAACAAAAUCGUUUAAUUGAAUCAAAAAUUUAUGAUACUUUAUAUCAACAAAUUUGGUCUUUAUUACCAGGAUUUUGUAAUUUACCUAUAGAUUUACAAAAAACUUUUAAUAAAUCUACAGGGGAAUUAUUAAGUAAUACUAUGUAUCAACAACCUGAUUUAAGACCUAUAAUAUCAUUAUCAUUACAAAAAUUGGUUGAAAAAAAUAAGGAAUUAUUAAAUUCUGAAAAGGAUGAUCAAGAAUUAAAAAAAUUAUUAAAUAUUGAUAAGAAUGAUGCGAAAAAUAAUUUGGAUUUAAUAUCAAAACAUUCAAAUAAUUAUUUAGCAGUAUUUUUUAAUGUAUUAUCUGAAACUUUACCUUCUUUUAAAAAUUAUCUUUUAGAAGUUAUAAAAGUUUUUUUAUCUAUAACUUCAUUAAAAGAUAUUAAUAACGUUUACGUUAAAGUUAUUAAUAAUCUUAAACAAUCUUUAUCAAAUUCACAACAACAACAACAACAACAACAUCAUCAACAAAAAAAUGGUAAAAAUGUUGAAGCACCACCUCCAAUGUCACAUACAAUGUUGGAUUUAACAAUUGUUAUGACACCUUACCUUAAUAUAACAUCAAUUAAUCAAUUAUAUGAAAUUAUAACAAAUUUAAUUUUUAAAGAUGAUCCUAUAUUACAAAAAAAAUCUUAUAAAAUAUUAAAAUCAUUAUCUGAAACUGAUGAUGGUAAAAAUGUUAUAAUAAAAAAUAUUGAAGAUUUACAAAUCAAAUUAAGAGAUUCUACUAUUAAUACUACAUCAUCAUCAAAAAAAGAUAGAUUAUUAACUUUAAGUAAUAUAAUAAAAUUAUUACCAGAUACUGAUCUUCAUAUGAUACCUGAUAUAUUAUCAGAAGUAAUAUUAAGUACGAAAGAAGUUAAUGAAAAAUCUAGAUUAGCAGCUUAUGAUUUAUUAAUUAUAAUGGGUAAUAAAAUGAAAAAUGGUGGAAACAUUAUUAUGAGUAAAAUAUUAGAAUCAAAAGAAUCUGAUAAUACUUCAUCAUCAUCAUCAUCAAGUAUUAAUGCUAAUAUAGAUGAAUUCGUAUUUAAUAUGGUAAUAGCAGGAUUGGCUGCAACUACUCCUCAUAUGAUAAGUGCUACUAUAACUACUUUAUCAAGAUUAUUAUUCGAAUUUAAAAAUGAUCUUAAUAAGGAUUAUAUACAUAAAUUAAUUGAUACCAUGAAUAAUUUUGUUAAUUGUACGAAUAGAGAAAUUGUUAAAUCAGCUUUAGGUUUCGUUAAAGUUACAACUAUUUCUUUAGAUUUAGAUAUAAUCAAACCUCAUUUAAAUCAAAUUAUUACUGGUUUAUUAACUUGGUCAAAUGAACAUAAGAGUCAUUUUAAAGUUAAAGUUAGACAUAUAUUUGAAAGAUUAAUUAGAAGAUUUGAUUAUGAUACUAUAGAAAAAUUUGUACCUGAAAAUGAUAAAAAAUUAUUGGUUAAUAUUAAGAAAAGAAAAGAACGUGCAAAAAGGAAAAAGAUUGCUGAUGAAUCAAAAAUGAAUAUAGAUAAUGAUAAUGAUGAUUUUGAUCAAAAUCGUAAAAAUAAUGAUGAUGAUGAUGAUGACGAUGAUGAUCGUAUUGGAAAGUUUAAAGGAAAAAGAUCAAUGUUUAAUAAUGCAUAUGAAGAUGCAUUAUAUGGUAGUGAGAGUGAUUUAGAAGAUACUGAUGAUGAUGAUGAUGACGAUGAUGUUGAUGAUGGUAAUACCAAUAAAAAUGGUAAAAUAACAAAGAAAAAUAAGGAAAUUUUAAAGAAAGGAAAAAAGAAAGAUGGUAAAAGUGUUGCUUCUUGGAUUAAGGAAGGUGAUGAUGAUGAUGAUUAUACUCCAGUUGAUUUCUUGGAUAAAGGAAUAAUAUCAAAAGUAAUUGGAGUAAAUCCUUCAAAAACUCGAAAACAAAGAAAAGAUUUUUCAAAAGCAUUUAAAGAAACUCGUGAUGGUAAAAUGGUUAUAAAUGAAUCUGAUGAUUCCGAUGAUUCUGAUGAUUCUGAUAAUGCUUCCGAUAUUGUGAUGCAAGAAGCCGAUGAUAAUUAUACUGAAUCACAAAAAUCAAAUGAUGGAUUUACUCGUGGACGAGGAAAUAAAAUUAAAUUUAAAAAAGGAAAUAAGAAAAAUAAUGAUGAUGAUGAAUGUGAUAAUAUGGAUAUAGAUGAUAUUGAACCUAUUGAUGCUAUCGCUUCAAGAAAUCAAAAGAAACGUAAAAAUAAAGUAAAAAAUAAUAAUAACAAAGUUCUUCCUAUUGGUAAAGAAUAUAAAGCCAAGAAUGCUGGUGGUGAUAUUAAAAAGAAAGGUAAACCUGAUCCUUAUGCUUACGUAUCUUUAUCUUCCGUAUAUAAAGGUAAAAGGCAUAAUCAACAAAAGGGUCCAAAAGUUUCUAUUACCUCAAAAAGUAAAAUACAAAAACGUCAAGGUAUAAAGAAAAGGAAAUAGAUGGUGUAGAUGAUGUAGUAGAUUUUUUUUAGUUGAUUUUUUUAGUUGAUGGAUUUUUUCUUAGUUAUGAUUUCUUUUUUAGCUAUGACUUUUUCUUUUCUUUUUUUUUUGUAUUUAUAAAAAAAGAUAUAUUUGUAUUUGCUAAAAUUUAUUAUCCAAAUAAAAAAAAAUUUAUAUUAAUUAUAUCAAUUAUAAAAAAAUUAUU